CAUACCUCGGCUCUAUGGAAACAUGGAUGUCGAAGCGGUCAGCAGAGGAUGGUGGCAAUGGCACCAGUCAGCCACCGAUCAAGAAGGUUCACUUUGAACCUCAUCUCAUCGGGCCAGUAUCUACUCUUGAAGAAAUGGACAUCAAAGUCCUUCAAUUUCAAAACAAAAAAUUAGCUCAGAGAAUAGAACAAAGGCAUAGAUGUGAAGCAGAACUUCGAGCAAGGAUUGAACAGCUGGAGAAGCGUCAGACACAAGAUGAUGCUGUCCUUUGCGUUGUGAACCGAUACUGGAACUUACUGAAUGAAGACAUACGAGUUUUGUUACAACGUUUUGACGCUGAAACUGCAGAUGAAUCAGAGAACAAGAAUGAGAAUGAAGCAACCACUUCAUUCCUAAUGCAGUUGUCAACAUGGGACAAGGAGGAGUUGGAUGCACAAUUAGCUAACAGAGUUCAAGUCAGUAAAAGAGCGGUGGCUAAAGUCUUACAGGCGUUUGAUAGAUUGCAGCAGAGGAAUGAUAAGAUUUGGAGGGCAAUCAAGGGAGAGGGAGAAGAAGGUGCACCUGCACCAUCUCUUGAUGAAGUGGUGCGUGCAACUAACGAGGAAGUGACAGCGGAAAAUCGUCGCCUUCAAGGGAUAUGUACCACAUUACAAGAAAACCACCAUGCCAUGACGCUACGUGUGGCUCAGCUUCAGGAUGCAGUGAACAGUCGGGACACAGAGAAUGCAGAACUAAAGAAUCAGAUUGAUGAUUUGCAAUAUGAACUAAUGAAGGUGAGAUCAAGGAAUGAUAAAUUAGAAAAUCAUCUAGCAGAGGCAAUAGAGAAGCUAAAGAGUUACCAUCAGUCGGGCGCGAGUGCCAGUAGCAGCAGUUCGGCAUCUACUGGGGGCACGCCACUCACGGCAGCCGCAGCGGCCAAGCUGGAAGAUGUGGCUGCGGAAUUGGAGGAGCAGAGAGAAUUGGCCAAUAACAGACUUGCGGAACUUGAUCGCUUGCACAGGCAGCACAGGGACACACUCAAGGAAGUGGAAAAACUUAAGAUGGAUAUACGUCAGUUACCUGAAUCAGUGAUUGUAGAGACGACAGAGUACAAGUGCCUGCAGAGUCAGUUCUCGGUGCUGUACAAUGAGUCCAUGCAGAUGAAGACUGCGCUUGAUGAGACUCGCAUGCAGUUACAGAAUGCUAAGAAUCUACAUAUGCGACAGAUUGAAAUGAUGGAGAGCGAGGAGUUAGCAAGACAGAAAGCACUCCGUGCUGAGAUGAUACAGUUGGAAGAUGUGCUCGGUCAGUUAAGGAAGGAGUAUGAGAUGUUGAGGAUAGAGUUUGAGCAGAACUUGGCCGCUAACGAGCAGACGGGUCCCAUCAACAGGGAGAUGCGACAUCUGAUCACCUCCCUGCAGAACCACAAUCAGCAGCUGAAGGGCGAAGUCUCCAGGUACAAGAGGAAAUACAAAGAUACCAGUCAAGAAUUGAAUAAACUUCGUAAAGAGACAGAGGAGGCUGCAGCGAGGGGCGGCGCCUCCACCAGUGGCGAACAGCCCGACGAGAAACCGCUGCCUGUUAAGAAGGAGGAGCCAGACCCUGACGGCGAGGAGGGUGGCGUGGGCGGCGUGGGCGCAGUGGGCGGUGUGGGCGGCGUGGGCGUGGACAAGCCGGCCAGCAAGGAGCAGGCGCGCGGGAAGCUGCACGAGCAGGAGCAGAUCAUCAAGGAGCUCAAGCAACAGCUCAAAAAGGCGGUGAACGAGCAGAAGGAGUUGAAGCUAUUGUUGGAUAUGUACAAGGGCGUGAGCAAAGAGCAGCGUGACAAGGUGCAGCUGAUGGCAGCCGAACGUAAAGCGCGCCAGGAGCUCGAGGAUCACCGGCAGAAGGCCAAGAUGGCACAGGAGAGCAAACGUGAGCGUCGUAUGGCGGAUGAGGACGCGCUGCGCAAGAUCAAGCAGCUGGAGGAGCAGAAGUACGAGCUGCAGAAGCAGCUGUCCUGCGCCCGUCCCAACGCGGACCCUCUGCAUGCCUUCUCCAGACCCUUUGCUGGCUCACAGGAGGAGGAGGCGCUGCUGAACGAGAUGGAGGUGACUGGUCAGGCGUUCGAGGACAUGCAGGAGCAGAACUCUCGCCUCAUUCAGCAGCUGCGCGAGAAAGACGACGCCAACUUCAAGCUGAUGUCGGAGCGCAUCAAGGCCAACUCGCUGCACAAGCUGCUGCGUGAGGAGAAGCAACUGCUGCAUGAAAAGGUAGUGACACGGGACCAGCAAAUCGAGUCAAUGGGUGCGGUGGCUCGGCGACUGGAAGAGAAGGAAAGACUGCUGCAGGCCACACUGUCAGCGGUGGAGAAGGAGCUGCUGCUGCGCCAGCAGGCCAUGGAGAUGCACAAGCGCAAGGCCAUCGAGUCUGCACAGUCUGCUGCUGACCUCAAGCUGCAUUUAGAGAAGUACCACGCGCAGAUGAAGGAGGCGCAGCAAGUGGUCGCUGAGAAGACGAGUGCGCUGGAGGCGGAAGCGUACAAAACAAAAAGAUUACAUGAGGAGCUGGCGAUCUUGCGGCGUAAGGCGGAGCGCAUGAAGAAGAUGGAGCAGGCAGGCAGCAGCAUGGAUGAGGUGCUGCUGGAGGAGAUACGAGAUUACAAGGAGACCCUCACAUGCCCUUCAUGCAAGGUGAAACGCAAGGAUGCGGUGUUGACGAAAUGUUUCCACGUGUUCUGUUGGGAUUGUCUUCGCACUCGAUACGAGACACGACAGAGGAAGUGUCCUAAGUGCAAUGCAGCCUUCGGAGCUAAUGACUACCACCGGCUCUAUCUCUCCACGUAGACAUCGUUAUACCCCCAGCGAUACACCCCCACCACAUACCCCCAACAUUGGGGGUGGACAUUUAAUGAAUUUAAUAUUUAAUACAAUAUUAAAUCAAGGUACGAAGCUCUUAUAUGAAGAUUUUUUUUUUGUAUGAGCCGGUG
Papilio machaon (common yellow swallowtail) is the source of this 2947-nucleotide messenger RNA. RefSeq names its product E3 ubiquitin-protein ligase Bre1 (gene Bre1). Bases 15 to 2804 code for a protein of 929 amino acids. The transcript is spliced from 17 exons. The record is from RefSeq and is a predicted model, not a curated record. Gene Ontology annotation, molecular function: metal ion binding; ubiquitin protein ligase activity. Lineage: Eukaryota; Metazoa; Arthropoda; Insecta; Lepidoptera; Papilionidae. Gene Ontology annotation, cellular component: HULC complex; nucleus.